This is a messenger RNA of Morone saxatilis (striped sea-bass), 3922 nucleotides long. RefSeq names its product ephrin type-A receptor 4. The record is from RefSeq and is a predicted model, not a curated record. Bases 123 to 3092 code for a protein of 989 amino acids. Lineage: Eukaryota; Metazoa; Chordata; Actinopteri; Moronidae. The transcript has 17 exons. Gene Ontology annotation, cellular component: neuron projection; plasma membrane. Gene Ontology annotation, biological process: axon guidance; negative regulation of axon extension; protein phosphorylation. Gene Ontology annotation, molecular function: transmembrane-ephrin receptor activity; protein binding; ATP binding.
AGAGAGAGAGAGGAGAGAGAGCGAGUGAGUGAGAGAGUGAGAGAGAGAGAGAGAGAGAGAGCAAGACCUGGGAGAAGAGCAACGAGAGAAAAAGAGGAGAGAAAAACGGAACAACGACACAAAUGGCACUCAUGGCAGGGAUUUUGUUCACGGCCACCUUUCUUGUUUUUGGGAUUUCUACAUUUGUUUCGCCGGCACGGAUAUACCCCCCAAAUGAAGUCACGUUACUGGACUCCAGAUCUGUACAGGGGGAGCUGGGAUGGGUCGCCAACCCGACAGAAGGAGGGUGGGAGGAAGUGAGUAUUAUGGAUGAAAAGAACAUUCCCAUCCGGACGUACCAGGUGUGUAACGUCAUGGAGCCAAACCAGAACAACUGGCUCCGCACUGACUGGAUCCCUCGAGGCGGUGCCCAGCGUGUCUACAUUGAGAUCAAGUUCACCCUCCGAGACUGCAACAGCCUCCCGGGGGUCAUGGGAACCUGUAAGGAAACCUUCAACCUGUACUACUACGAGUCCAACAAUGACAAGGAGCGCUACAUCCGUGAGAACCAGUUUGGCAAGAUCGAUACCAUUGCUGCAGACGAGAGCUUCACCCAGGUGGACAUCGGCGAUCGCAUCAUGAAGCUGAACACAGAAGUCCGGGACGUGGGCGCCUUGACCCGGAAGGGCUUCUACUUGGCCUUCCAGGAUGUUGGAGCAUGCAUUGCGCUUGUGUCCGUCAGGGUCUUCUACAAGAAAUGUCCUUUAGCGGUGCGUAACUUGGCCCAGUUUCCCGAUACCAUCACUGGAGCCGAUACCUCUUCACUUGUGGAAGUUCGUGGCUCAUGCGUGGAUAAUUCAGAGGAGAAGGAGGUUCCCAAGAUGUACUGCGGGGCUGACGGAGAGUGGCUGGUACCCAUUGGGAAUUGCCUGUGUAACCCUGGAUACGAGGAGCGCAAUGCAGAAUGUCAAGCCUGUAAGAUUGGCUACUACCGUGCUCUGGCCACUGAUGGCUCCUGUUCCAAGUGUCCGCUCCACAGCUACUCCGUCAGGGAGGGAUCCACCUCCUGCGUCUGCGACAAGGCAUACUUCCGCUCUGAAACUGAUCCUGCAUCCAUGCCAUGCAGCCGCCCUCCGUCGGCGCCCGUCCACCUCAUCUCCAAUGUGAACGAGACCUCUGUAAACUUGGAGUGGAGCCCGCCCCGGAGCACAGGAGGACGCCAGGACUUAACGUACAAUGUGGUGUGUAAGCGUUGCGGGCCCGACGGACGACGCUGUCAGCCCUGCGGCAACGGCAUCCACUUCAGCCCCCAGCAGCUCAGCCUGAAGGGAACCAGGGUGUCCAUCAACGAGCUACAGGCCCACACCAACUACACCUUCGAGGUGUGGGCAGUGAAUGGAGUCUCGCCUCAGAGCCCCGGGCCGGAACAGGCUGUGUCCGUGACCGUCACCACCAACCAGGCCGCUCCCUCACCAGUGACUUCCAUCCAGGCGAAGGAUAUCACAAGACACACCAUCUCACUGGCCUGGCAGCCACCAGAUAGAGCCAAUGGGGUCAUCCUGGAGUAUGAGGUCAAGUACUAUGAGAAGGACCAAAAUGAAAGAAGCUACAGGAUCAUAAAAACCUCUUCUAGGAACACUGACAUCAAGGGUCUCACCCCCCUCACUUCCUACGUGUUCCACGUGCGUGCUCGUACGGCGGCCGGCUAUGGGGAAUUCAGCGGCCCAUUUGAGUUCAUGACCAACUCCGUCCCAGCUCCCAUUAUUGGUGAUGGGGCCAACUCCACAGUGUUACUGGUGUCCGUGGUGGGCAGCGUGGUUCUCCUCAUCAUUCUCAUCAGCGCUUUCGUCAUCAGCCGAAGAAGGAGUAAGUACAGCAAGGCCAAGCAGGACUCUGACGAGGAGAAGCACUUACAUCAAGGAGUGAGGAUAUACGUCGACCCCUUUACCUACGAGGACCCAAACCAAGCAGUCCGCGAGUUUGCCAAAGAGAUCGACGCCUCCUGUAUCAAGAUUGAGAAAGUUAUUGGCAUUGGGGAGUUUGGCGAGGUCUGCAGCGGCCGCCUGAAGAUGCCGGGCAAGAGAGAGAUCUGCGUAGCCAUCAAGACGCUAAAGGCCGGCUACACUGACAAGCAGAGGAGGGACUUCCUGUCCGAGGCCAGCAUCAUGGGCCAGUUCGACCACCCGAACAUCAUUCACCUAGAGGGCGUGGUCACCAAAUGUAAGCCAGUGAUGAUUAUCACAGAGUACAUGGAAAACGGAUCGCUGGAUGCAUUCCUGAGGAAGAACGACGGUCGCUUUACCGUUAUCCAGCUCGUCGGCAUCCUGCGCGGAAUUGCAUCAGGCAUGAAGUAUCUGUCAGACAUGAGUUAUGUCCACCGUGACCUGGCGGCUCGCAACAUCCUGGUCAACAGCAACCUGGUGUGCAAGGUGUCCGACUUCGGCAUGUCCCGAGUGCUGGAGGACGACCCGGAGGCUGCAUACACCACCAGGGGAGGGAAGAUCCCCAUCCGCUGGACGGCCCCCGAGGCCAUUGCUUACAGGAAGUUCACCUCGGCCAGCGAUGUGUGGAGCUAUGGAAUUGUCAUGUGGGAGGUUAUGUCAUACGGCGAGCGACCAUACUGGGACAUGAGUAACCAAGAUGUGAUCAAGGCUAUUGAUGAGGGCUAUCGGCUGCCCCCGCCCAUGGACUGCCCUGUGGCACUCCACCAGCUCAUGCUGGACUGCUGGCAGAGAGAGAGGGCUGACCGGCCAAAGUUUGGACAGAUCGUCAACAUGCUGGACAAGCUGAUCCGCAACCCCAACACCCUGAAGAGGACUGGGGGCGAGACCACUGUCAGGCCUAACACCACCCUGCUGGAGCCAGGGAGCCCCGAGGCGUCCUCGGCCGUGGGCACAGUGGAGGACUGGCUGCAGGCCAUUGGCAUGGAAAGAUACAGCGACAACUUCACCGCUGCUGGCUACACCACUCCAGAGGCUGUGGUCCACAUGACACAAGAGGAUAUGGCUCGCAUAGGCAUCUCCUCGGCAGCACACCAGAACAAGAUCCUGACCAGCGUCCAGGGAAUGCUGUCCCAAAUGCAACAGAUGCAAGGCAGAAUGGUUCCCGUCUGAGAGGUUUAAACAAAGCGAAAGGAAAAGGAAGCAAAGCGACUUCGUUUCUUAUGAAAAAAAAAUAAAUAAAUAACAAAAAAGAUUAAAUAUUAAAAAAAGAGACAAAUAAACUAUGAAGAAAUAGUUUACCUCAUCCAUGCACUUUAAAUUGGAUCUAAAAGAAAAGAAGAUGUUGAUGAAGAAGAAAAAAAAGUGGUGAAAAUGGCACUUUUUUAAAAAUCAGACCUUUACCUUGCCCUUUUUUCGUUGUUUUGGAGAAUGGGACACUUCUGUCUGCAGCAUUUAUGGAUAGAUGGAGGGACGGCUGGAAAAGUGCUUCCGAGAGGCCAAUCUGGAGUGCCUUUAAUGGUCUGGAAGGAAAAGCGAGGAAGGGGGGGAUCGUACCUUUCUUCCUCUUCUUGGGCAGAGUGUUGUUUCUGGAACUUUCUUUCUGGAAUAAUCCGCGGAGCAGAUUUUUUUGAUUUCCUGUGACUGUGUUUAUUGUACAUGAAUUGUUUCUGUGGGACUCGCAGGCUGCCCCGGCCACCAUUGUUCUCUCUCAGCUGGAUCUGUUUGAUAUCACGCAGACAAAAUGGAGAAUCCUGACUGUCGUAUAUAAACAGUGAAUCUCUGAGAGGUUGAGGGUUGGAUACCGAGGGGUGCAGGGAGGGCUUAUUUUGAGGAGCUUUUUGUGUUUUUCGCUCUGUUCUGGCCUUGUUUUUCUCCCAGAACGCUGUACUUUGUUGCCCUCAGGACAUUGCUGAGAAUGUCUUUGAUCUUCCAGAGGAGCCUUCCCACUCCCCUGUCUCCAAAAAUGCCUCCCUCACCCUCAGAUAAACACACAAUUUGGA